AAGGACUCCUGACUCUGCAGACAACAGACAACAGGCGCUGCUGCAGCUGCUGGCACCGCAGAAUUUGCGUUCACAGAGACGUGAGAGGCUGCGACUUCUGCGCACAGAAGCUGCAGAAGACAGCCAAGAAAACGAAAGAUUUCUUUCUUCUUUUACUUUAAUUGACUGUUUUUAUUAUUUUUUUUUUUCUCAGUGCAUUUUUAAGAGCCAGAUGACUUUAUCUUUAACUCGAGACUCAGCCUGAGGUUGCAACUGGCGAAAACAAAACAGCCAAGAACUUUGUUAAAGAAGAGUCUUGGGUCUGAAAUGGGCAGCAGCAGACUGAUGUGGCUGUCUCUGGCCCUGUCAGUGGCGUGUACAGCCGGACAGGUCACAGGGACCGAGGGCGCCAAGGAGGACAUCCCGGAGGGCGCUUCCACCCUGGCGUUUGUCUUUGAUGUGACCGGCUCCAUGUAUGACGACCUCGUGCAGGUCAUCGAAGGCGCGUCCAAGAUUCUGGAAACAUCUCUGAGCAGACCCAAGAAGCCCCUGUACAACUUCGCUCUGGUCCCCUUCCAUGACCCAGAGAUUGGACCGGUAACAAUUACAACAGACCCAAAGAAGUUCCAGUAUGAGCUGAGGGAGCUGUACGUCCAGGGAGGUGGGGACUGUCCGGAGAUGAGCAUUGGUGCCAUUAAGAUUGCCUUGGAGAUCUCCUUGCCGGGUUCCUACAUUUACGUUUUCACAGACGCCCGGUCCAAAGAUUACAAGCUGACCCAUGAUGUCCUGCAGCUCAUUCAGCAGAAACAGUCGCAGGUGGUGUUUGUGCUGACAGGGGACUGCGAUGAUAGGACCCACACCGGCUACAAGGCUUAUGAAGAGAUCGCGUCCACCAGCUCUGGACAGAUCUUCCAUCUUGACAAGAAACAGGUCAAUGAGGUCCUGAAAUGGGUGGAGGAGGCGGUGCAGUCAUCCAAGGUCCACCUGCUGUCCACAGAUCACUCCAGUGGGGUCAGCAACACCUGGCAGAUGCCCUUUGAUCCCAGCCUAAAGGAAGUCACUGUGGCUCUCAGCGGCCCGGCACCAAACAUUGAGAUAAAGAACCCCCAGGGGAAGCUUGUUGGGAAGAGUGAUGGCCUGACUGAGCUCCUGCACAUUCCCAACUCUGCCAAAGUUGUCAACAUCAAGGAUCCGCACCCAGGGAUGUGGACGAUCAAGACCUCAAGUGAAGGAAGACACUCAGUUCGUAUCUCAGGGCUCAGCACCAUUGACUUCCGAGCCGGAUUUUCCAGAAAGCCCACCCUGGACUUCAAAAAGACCUCCAGCAGGCCAGUUCAAGGUAUUCCCACCCACAUCCUGCUGAAUACCACUGGGCUUACACCUCCCGCUCGCGCAGACAGGCUGGAGCUCCUGUCAAUCACAGGUGAAGUGAUGAAGACUUUGCCGAUCCGCUACUACCCUGAUAGACAGCCAUACGGCCUCUGGAACAUCACAGAGUUCAUCCCACCCAAUGAGGCCUUCUUCCUGCGGGUGACGGGAUACGACCUGGACGGUUACGUGUUCCAGAGAGUCUCCAGUGUUUCCUUCUCAAGCAUUAAACCUGAUGCCCCUAAGGUUCUGAUGCCAUCAACCACUCAUGGUUACUACCUCCAGAGAGGCGCUGUCAGCUGCCAGAUAGAAAGCCUGAUCCCUUUUACUCUACGCUUCAGCAGGGACGGAAGGAGACUAGGGGUGGACCAACUCUUCAGUGAGUCUGACAAUGCGACAUGGGCAAUACCCAAGGUUACUCUGAAAGAUGAAGGCUAUUACGAAUGUGUUGCAAUCAGCAGUGCUGGGACAGGAAGAGCUCGCACCUUUCUGGAUGUGUCAGAGCCGCCUCCGGCCAUUACCGUGGAGGGGAAUGUAACUGUGUCUCCCAGCUCCCAUGCCAUCCUCACCUGCCACGUCGCCAGCACUGUCAGCUUCAACCUCACCUGGCUGAGAGGUGGUCAUGAUGCCCGUCUGGACCCAAGGGUACAUGUGCUGACUAAUCUCUCACUACAAGUGUCCUCUGCGACCCCAGAUCAUGCUGGUUGGUACGAGUGCAUCGCUAUAAAUGAAGGAGGGGUGACGGCAGAGCGGAUCUACCUCACGGUGCAAGAGGUGCCCAGGGUGUCAGUGCAACCACAGAAUCAAACCUUUACUACAGGAGACGAAGUGAGGAUCAGAUGUUCAGCCAGUGGAUACCCACCCCCACGUUUAGUUUGGACCCACAAUGACAUGUUCCUCAUGGCAUCCACCAGACACAGGAUGACUCCUGAUGGCACACUGGUUAUAAGAAACAUGGAGCAAAAGGACGGAGGAGUGUAUGGCUGCCUUGCCAGUAACCAAGCUGGGACGGACACCAUGACAUCUAUCCUGACUUACAUUGAAUCCCCAGUGGUGACAGUGGCAUUGAGUGAUAUUCUCAUCAGCAUUGGUGAAACCACAGUGAUGGCCUGUUCUGCAUCUGGAGUCCCACAGCCAGAGAUCUGGUGGUACAAAGGUGAUAUUCGACUGCAUUCAUCAUCUCUCGUGGACGUGGACACAUUAGGAGGCACACUGACAAUCAAGGAGACAAAAGAUGUUGAUGCAGGAGAUUACACCUGUGUAGCUGUCAAUGCAGCUGGCACUUCUUCAGGAAAGAUCUCUCUGGAUGUUGGAGCCCCACCUUCAUUUAUCCGAGAGCCAUCAGAUGUGGCACUGGACAUUGGCUCUAAUGUGACCCUGCACUGCUCUACCAAGGGUCACCCAGAGCCACAGGUCAGCUGGAGGAGAGAGGAUGGACUUCCCAUUUUCCACACGCCACGCACACAUGGCACUGUCACACAGAGCCGGGGAGGUCUACAAAUCACCAGCCUGUGGGUGGAUGAUGAGGCAGUGUACAUCUGUGAAGCUCAAAACCAAUUUGGCAGGAUUCAGGCUGAGGCUAGAGUCACUGUGACUGGAUUGGUCCCACCCGUCAUUGCAAUGAGUCCGACUGUGCUCAGUGUGAUCGAGGAUCAGCAGAUGACUUUGCCCUGUGUGCUUCUGGCUGGGAACCCGCUACCUGAGAGGCAAUGGCUGCACAACUAUGGCUUGGUGACCUCUGACCAAUAUGUGACAGUGAGAAGGGAUGGGAGUUUGCACAUUGAGAGAGUCCGCCUAGAAGACGCAGGGGACUACACCUGUUUGGCUGAAAGUGUCGUUGGAGCCACAAACCAUACUACCACUGUCUUCGUCUAUGUUAUUCCCACCAUUCAGCACGGCCCUCAGGUGUUCAGCACAAUCGAGGGGUCACCCAUCGUUCUUCCUUGCCAUGCCAGUGGAGUACCUGCUCCUGAAAUCACCUGGACCAAGGGUGGAGAGCUUCUGUACUUGGGUGGUCCAGCUUUCUCCCUGGAUUCUGAUGGCAGCCUUCUCAUCGCCUCCUCCUCUGGAAACGAGACUGGAGAGUUCAUCUGUACAGCUACCAAUCCUGCGGGCUUCGCCUCCAAGAAGGUCCAACUCACCGUCUAUGUUCGUCCUAGAUCCAAUGCUGGUGAUUCUGGAGGCUCAGAUAACCCGAUGAAAAUGUCAGUGAUUGAGGGUGAGGAUGCCAUCUUGCCCUGUGAGGUCAGCAGUGUGCCACCCCCCACCAUCAGCUGGGCCAAAGAGAGGCAGCUCAUCUCCCCGUUCUCUCCAAGGCACACACAACUUCCCUCUGGCUCUAUGAAGAUCUCUGAGACCAGAGUGUCAGACGGUGGACUUUAUGUGUGUGUUGCAUCCAAUAUCGCAGGAAACUUAACACAGUAUGUUCAGCUGAGUAUUUUGGUGCCCCCCAGUAUCCAGGCUGGCCCAAGAGUAAUGAAGAUACAAGUGGGUCACCCGGUGGAGCUGCCCUGUGUGGUGAUAGGGGUCCCAAGGCCCACACUCACCUGGACAAAGGAUGGCAAAAGAUUCCCAGUUUCACCUGAUGGCAGCCUGGCAUUGAAGAAUGUGGGGCUGAAUGAUGAAGGAACAUACACCUGCACAGCCACCAAUAUUGCAGGCAGAGACGAGGCUCGAGUACGGGUCCUGGUGCAAGUACCCCCUGUGGUUGAAGUUUUGGAGCCCCCCUUCAAUAGGCCCCUGCAGGAAAGAGUUGCAAACCAGCGUAUUGCAUUCCCAUGUCCUGCCAAAGGUCUUCCUAAGCCAGUGAUUAGGUGGUUACGUAAUGGCCAGGAGCUGACAGGUAAUGAACCUGGUGUAUCCAUCUUGGAGGAUGGCACGCUGCUGAUUCUUGCCUCUCUGUCUCCACUGGACAAUGGCGAGUAUGUCUGUGCUGCGGCCAAUGAUGCUGGAUCCACCGAGCAGAAGUAUCAGCUCAAAGUCAAUGUGCCCCCUGAUUUCCGUGACAGUGACACUCCAGGAAACGUGUCGUUGAUCCUAAGCCACUCCACCAGUUUGGUCUGUGAUGUCACAGGAAGUCCAACCCCUGUCAUCACCUGGUACAAGGAUGGGUUUCCUGUGGUUGCGAGUGACAACAUCCAGAUUCUUGACUUGGGAAAAACCCUGAAACUGUUGAAAGCUGCCACAACAGACGCUGGCAGCUACAGCUGUAAAGCCAUCAACAUCGCUGGCAGCACAGAAAAAGACUUUAUAGUGGAUAUUCUGGUUCCUCCAACCAUUGAUGGAUCAAGCUCUUCUCAAGAUAUUUCAGCCAUCGUCAAACAGGAGAUCAGCCUGGAGUGCAAGGUGGAAGGAGUGCCCUUUCCCACAAUCCAGUGGUACAAAGACAGAAAGCUGGUGUUUCUUGGUGAUCCCAACCUUGAGAUUACAAACAGAGGUCAGGUUUUGAGGAUAAAAAGUGCCCGUCUUGGGGACAAAGCACGCUACCAGUGUAGUGUCAUGAACACGGCUGGAAAACAGACCAAAGACUUCAACCUCAGUGUUUAUGUUCCCCCCUCAAUUAAAGGUGGUAACUUAACGUCAGAUGUCACCGCCCUGUUGGAAGCCAUAGUUUCACUGGAGUGUGAAGCUCGUGGAGUCCCGAGUCCAACCAUCACUUGGUACCGAAACGGUGAGGCCAUCCUGUCCAACCGUCAGGCUCAGUAUGUGGAGAGAGGACGCUAUCUGAAGAUCCCGCGGGUGCAGGCGUCUGACACUGGUCUGUACACCUGCAAGGUGACAAGUGUGGCUGGCAGCGCUGAGAAGAGCUUUGAACUGGACGUCUACUUGCCGCCCACCAUUGCAGGGGGUGAUGAUGGGCCGACAGAGAGGAAAGUGGUCCUCAGUAAACCUCUGAUCCUGGAGUGUGAUGCAGCAGGGCACCCUCCCCCCUCCCUCACUUGGCUGAAGGAUGGCGUUCCUGUGCGUGAUGGUGAAAGUGUCCGUGUUCUCGAUCAGGGGAGUAAGAUAGAAAUCAUGUCAGCUGCCGUGUCAGACUCAGGACGAUACAUCUGUGUGGCAACAAGCAUCGCUGGAGAGAAGGAGGUCAAAUACGAUGUUCGAGUUUUAGUUCCUCCAUUUAUUGAUGGGGCUGAUGACGUGACAGACAGCACAGUUACAAUCAACACUCCUUUGGAGCUGGAGUGUCAUGCUACUGGAACACCUGCACCUGUCAUCACGUGGUAUAAAGAUGGAAAGCCAGUCAGACAGGGUGAGGGGCUGCGGGUGGGAGCCAGUGGUCGACGGCUGAUCAUUUCCCGGGCUCAGGUCUCUGACACGGCUCGUUUUCAGUGUGUGGCCACAAAUGAAGCAGGAGAUAAUGAGAGGGACUUCAAUGUCGUUGUCCAAGUGCCUCCUUCUAUUCGCACCACCGGGCCUGCAGAGCGAUCAGUGGUUCUAAACAAGCAAAUCAGUCUGGAGUGCAUCUCCAGUGGCAUCCCUGCUCCCAGCAUUACGUGGCUUAAAGAUGGCCGACCUGUCGACAUAACACAGGGGCACCUUAAGCUGGAGUCUGCAGGCAGAUUGCUUAAGGUCAAAGCAGCAAGACUGGAGGAUUCUGGGAAAUACACCUGCUUGGCGACAAAUGCAGCUGGUGAAACCCAACAGCACAUACGGCUCAGUGUCCAUGAACCUCCCAGUAUUCCCAACUCUGGAGAGGUCAUCAACCAGACUAUCCUGUCAGGCUUCCCCACUGAGUUGGAGUGCAAGGCCACAGGCAGACCGUUACCUGCUAUCACUUGGUACAAAGAUGGCCGACCAUUGACAAGUGCAGCAGGUGUGAGGAUGCUGAAGCGAGGUCAGGUGCUGGAGAUCGAACGGGCUCAACUGUCUGAUGCUGGCAUGUACAGAUGUGUUGCCAUUAACCUGGCUGGAAUCGCUGAGAUAACACACAACCUGCAGGUUUACGUGCCUCCUGUGAUCUCCAGCCGUGGAGGCACUGUAACCGUCGUGGUGAAUGAAGCUGCCAGACUGGAGUGUGAGGCCACUGGAGUUCCUCUUCCCAGCCUCACGUGGCUCAAAGAUGGCAGCCCUGUCGCAAGUGUAUCACAUGGCAUUCAGGUGUUGUCAGGUGGCAGAGUGCUCUCUUUGAACAGCUCGCUGGUUAGUGAUACAGGCAGGUACACCUGUGUGGCUGUCAACGCCGGAGGAGAACAACAGAGAGAGUACGACCUGAAAGUUUAUGUGCCACCAAACAUAAAGGGUGAGGAGGUGAAUGCGACUGUUAUGCUCGGUCGUCCAGUCGAGCUGCAUUGCCAGAGCGAUGCAAUCCCUCCACCUACUCUCUCCUGGCGCAAAGAUGGCCGACCGCUCUUUAGGAAGCCUGGACUGACUGUUUCAGCUGAUGGGAGUGUUCUCAAGUUGGAUAGCGCACAGGUGCAGGAUUCUGGCAGGUAUUCUUGUGAGGCCACAAAUGUUGCCGGUAAAACAGAGAAGAACUACAACCUCAAUGUCUGGGUUUCUCCAAGUAUCCGUGGCUCGGAGGAGGUUUCCCCUCUGACUGUGAUUGAAGGAAGUUUAAUCACUCUGGUGUGUGAGUCCAGUGGCAUACCGCCCCCCAGCCUUGCCUGGAGGAAGGAUGGUUCUGAGCUCAAGACGGAUCAGCGGGUCAAGGUUCUGUCAGGAGGUCGCCAGCUGCAGAUCUCAAGUGCUGAGAGGACGGAUUCAGGCUCCUACACCUGCACAGCCUCCAGCCCAGCUGGCACCACUUUUAAAGAGUACAACCUGCAGGUUUAUGUCCGCCCUUCCAUCAGACGCAGUGAGGGCGAUUCAGACGACAUUACCGUGACUAAAGGAGGCGAUGUGACCCUGCAGUGUGCUGCAGAGGGCGUGCCUCGACCGGCAAUCACAUGGCUUAAAGACGGACGGCCUAUCACGGGGCAACAUGGCGCAAAAGUCCUGAACGAGGGGAGGCUUCUUCAACUUAAAGAUGCCAAGGUGUCAGACACAGGACGCUACACAUGUAUCGCUGUUAAUGUGGCAGGACAGGCUGACAGCAAGCAUGACAUCAGCGUUCAUGUCCCUCCAAGUAUACUAGGUCAGGUUACUGUCCCAGAGAAUGUAAGUGUUGUGGUGAAGAACCCUGUUGCUUUGAGCUGUGAGGCUUCUGGUAUCCCCCUCCCCGCCAUCAGUUGGCUGAAGGACGGUCGGCCGAUCAAAGCAUCCAGCUCAGUGCGAGUGCUCUCAGGAGGCCGGAGUCUGCGUCUCAUGCAUGCUGCAGUGGAGGAUGCUGGGAGGUACACCUGUAUUGUCUCUAACAUCGCUGGAGAGGAAAGAAAGAACUUUGAUCUGGAUAUUCUUGUUCCCCCAAGCAUUGUUGAUGAGGGAACAGUGUUAGAUACCAAAGUCAAGGAGAAACACAACAUUACCCUCACCUGUGAGGCAUCAGGUAACCCUGUACCAGAGAUAAAAUGGCUAAAAGAUGGACAGCUGUUGGUUGCUGACCGACGCCAUAAAGUUUUAUCUCAUGGCCGUUUCCUUCAAAUCUCUGGAGCCCAAGUAGCCGACACUGGCAGGUACAGCUGCCUAGCUUCUAACAGUGCAGGGGAUCGCAGCAGACACUACAACCUCAAUGUCCUGGUAUCACCAACCAUUGCUGGGUCGGGUCCUGACGGCUCUGCAGACGAGGUGACGGUGACUCUGAGCAGCCCCACCUCCUUAGUGUGUGAAGUCCAAUCCUACCCUCCUGCUCUCAUUACAUGGCUGAAAGACGGCACACCUUUUGAGUCCAGCCGCAACGUCCGUGUCCUUCCAGGUGGAAGAACCCUGCAGAUUCUAAAUGCUAAAGAAGAGGAUGCUGGGAGAUAUACCUGUGUGGCCACUAACGAGGCUGGAGAGACACUGAAGCACUAUGAAGUCAAAGUUUAUGUUCCCCCACAGAUCAAUAAGAACGAUAUCCCAGGGGAAGGACUCACCCCCAAAGAGGUCAAAAUCAAAGUCAACAGCACGCUGACGCUUGAGUGUGCAGCUCAGGCUUUUCCUACCCCAGCACUCCAGUGGUACAAGGAUGGACAGAUUCUUAGGGCAGAUGACCACGUGUCCAUAACAGCUAACGGCCGUAUAGUCCAGAUCAAGCACGCUCAGGUGUCAGACACAGGCCGCUACACCUGCAUAGCCACCAACAUAGCUGGAGAGGAUGAGAAGGACUUUGAUGUAAAUAUACAAGUACCACCAAACUUCAACAGGCCAGGUGGAGAUGGUGAUGCCACGUCUUCCUCUGGUUUUGGAGUGGAUGUUCGAGAUGUGAUACUAAACAAUCCCAUUUCUCUAUACUGUGAGACCAACGCUGUCCCCCCUCCUACGCUCACCUGGUACAAGGAUGGGCAGCUGCUGACCUCCAAUGACAAAGUUCUGAUCUUGCCAGGUGGGCGAGUGUUGCAGAUUCCCAGAUCCCAGGCUGAAGACUCGGGGAGGUACACAUGUGUGGCUGUGAACGAAGCAGGAGAGGACUCCAUCCAGUAUGAUGUUAGAGUCUUAUUGCCCCCUGUUAUCCGGGGAACGGACAGUGAUUUGCCUGAUGAGGUCACAGUCCUGGUCAAUAAAACUACACAACUGGAGUGUCAUGUGGAUGGAAACCCAGCUCCCAAGAUCACCUGGUUUAAGGACAGCCAGCCAGUCAGCUCUGACGGGCCACAUAGGAUCCUGUCUAAUGGCCGAACACUUCUGGUGUUGACAGCUCAGGUGUCAGACACUGGCAGAUAUGUGUGUGUAGCUGACAAUGUGGCUGGAAGUGCAGAAAAAACCUAUAACCUCAAUGUUCAUGUGCCUCCGACCAUUAUUGGGGAAAAUCCCGAGACUGUAACGGUGGUGGUGAACAACUUUGUGUCUCUGUCCUGCGAGGCCACUGGUUUCCCUCCUCCCACACUGAGCUGGUUGAAUGAAAGGGGCCCCAUUCAGGCCAACACCAACGCACUCAUCAUGCCAGGUGGUCGUACGCUGCAGAUCCUCAAAGCAAAAGUAUCAGAUGGAGGAAAGUACAGCUGUGUAGCCAUGAACCCAGCAGGAGAAGCUUACAAACACAUCCAGCUUACUGUAUUUGUUCCUCCAAGUAUCAGAGACAGCAGUGGAGACUCUCCAGUGGUGAUGAAUGUGCUUGUUGGGAAAUCAGUAACCCUGAAUUGUGAGUCCAACGCUGUGCCUCCUCCCACCAUCACUUGGUACAAGAACGGCAGGGUGGUGACAGAAUCUGCCAACCUGCGCAUCCUGGCAGAGGGACAGAUGCUUGAGAUUAAAGGAUCAGAGGUGUCUGAUACCGGACAGUAUGUUUGCAAGGCCACCAAUGUUGCUGGGCAAGUGGACAAGAACUUCCACUUGAAUAUUUAUGUUCCUCCCAGUAUCGAUGGACCACCAGAGGAGAAGGUUGUUGAAACUAUCAGUAACCCGGUCACAUUUUCCUGUGAUGCUACUGGAAUCCCCCCUCCCAGCCUUUCCUGGUUAAAAAAUGGACGCCCCAUUGAAAACUCAGAGUCUCUGGAGAUGCACAUCUUUUCUGGAGGAAGCAAACUGCAGAUUGCACGCUCACAGCUUUCUGACAGUGGCACAUACACAUGUGUGGCCUCCAACGUGGAGGGGAAAGCCCGUAAGAGCUACCGCCUCACCAUUCAAGUCCCUCCUAGUAUUUCUGGAUCAGAGAUGCCCAGUGAAAUGGGAGUCCUGCUGAAUGAAAGUGUCCAGCUGGUGUGUCGAGUCCAGGGAACUCCGACUCCCACCAUCCAGUGGUUAAAGGAUGGGGAAGUCAUCAAAAACGCUGAGAACACAGGGAUCAGGAUCAGCCCAGAUCAUAGCAUACUCACAGUGACUGGAGCGCACACCUCCAACAGUGGAAAGUACACCUGUGUGGCGACCAACACCGCAGGAGAAGAGGACAGGAUAUUUAAUCUGAAUGUAUAUGUCCCUCCUGUAAUUGACGGUAACAGUGAGAGAGCGGAUCAGUUAACAACAGUUCUGGACAGCUCUAUCAACAUCGAGUGUGUUGCAACAGGCUCUCCUCCGCCUCAGCUCAACUGGCUGAGAAAUGGUCUUCCUCUGCCGGUGUCCUCUCACAUACGGCUUCUUUCUGCAGGACAGGUGCUCCGGAUUACACGCACUCAGGUGUCUGACAGUGGCACCUACACCUGUGUAGCAUCAAACAGAGCAGGAGUGGACAACAGACACUAUAACCUUCAAGUGCAUGUGCCUCCUGGUUUGGACGGAGCAGGCAGCACAGAAGACGUGGCUGUGGUCAGGGGGAACUUGGCGUCUCUGCUGUGUAUUGCUGAUGGGACACCGACCCCCUCUGUGUCCUGGCUUAAAGAAGGAGUUGUUCUAAAUCCUGACCCCCACCUUAAAUUCCUCAACCUAAACACCACUGUUCAAAUCAUCCAGGCACAGGUCAAUGAUACAGGACGCUACACCUGUGUGGCUAACAACACUGCUGGUCAAGCCAGCCGCCAUUUUAACUUGAAAGUGUUAGAUCCUCCACACAUCAAAGGCUCUGAUGUACCUGCAGAAGUGUCUGUUGUGGUUAAUAAUGUCCUUGAGCUUCAGUGCGAGGCCUCAGGUAUCCCAGCACCCUCACUCACCUGGCUGAAGGAUGGACGCCCGCUGCCACAGAUGGACAGCCUUCGCCUCCUCAGGGGAGGGGAGGUGCUCCGUGUCUCCUCAGCACAGCUGGAGGACACAGGCAGAUACAGCUGUUUAGCUAAUAGUCCAGCUGGAGAUGACGACAAGGACUUCCAGGUUCGAGUACAUGUUCCCCCUAACAUUGCCGGGGAGACCACUCCUCAAGAUGUUUCAGUGCUGCGGAACAGACAGGUGACUCUGGAGUGCAAGUCUGAUGCUGUUCCACCUCCAACUCUGACCUGGCUCAAAGAUGGCCAACCCCUAAAGGCUUCAGCCCGUGUGCGAAUCCUGUCAAGUGGACGCUACCUACAGAUCAACAUGGCUGAACUCAGCGACAAAGCGCAGUAUACCUGUGUGGCCAGUAACGUUGCUGGCAAGACAACACGGCAGUUUAACCUGGCAGUCAAUGUGGCCCCGACUAUCAAAGAAGGCUCUCAGACCGUGUCAGUGCACAUCAAGAAGCCAGCCGUGCUGGAGUGCAUUGUCAGCGGUGUGCCACCACCUCGCAUAACUUGGAGGAAACAUGGUGCUAUACUGGCAGGAAAUAAUCCCAGGUACACAUUUGCAGAGGAUGGGUCAUUGCACAUCCACUCUGCUCAAGUGACUGACACUGGUCGCUACCUGUGUAUGGCAACAAAUGAGGCAGGAACACAACGCAAGAGAGUGGAUCUGCAAGUUUAUGUCCCUCCUUCCAUCGCUGAUGGCCGCUCAAAUGUGACGGUUACAGUUAAUGUUCAGACCACGUUAUCCUGCGAGGCCACCGGGAUCCCCAAACCUACUGUCAGCUGGAUGAAAAAUGGUCGAUCCAUCAAUACUGACCAGAACCAGAAUAUGUACAGAUUAUUAUCCUCAGGCUCUUUGGUGGUUAUAGCACCAACAGUAGAGGACACUGCAGUGUAUGAAUGUGUGGUCUCCAAUGAGGCAGGAGAAGACUCCAGAUCCAUAAACCUCACCGUUUAUGUUCCUCCAUCUAUAGCCGAUGAACCCACAGAGCUAGUUGUUACCAGACUGUCCCCAGUGGUCAUUGCCUGCACUGCAUCAGGCGUCCCUGAGCCUACAAUCCACUGGAGCAAAGAUGGCAGAAAGCUUUCCAUAGUGGGACACGGCUACAGCAUCCUGCCCACAGGUCAGAUAGAAAUUACCUCUGCAGAGCUCAGCCAUGCAGGACGCUACUCAUGCACAGCUAAGAAUGCUGCAGGCUCCACCCAUCGCAACGUUCAGCUCACAGUGCAAGAGCUCCCAGUGAUCCAGUCCCAUCCACCCACCCUGGAUGUGAUCCUGAAUAACCCUAUUACUCUGCCCUGCAGAGCCACGGGCUCACCAAGACCCACCAUCACCUGGCAGAAGGAAGGCAUCAAUAUACCCACCAAAAGUGGAAGUUUCACAGUGUUGCCUAGUGGAAGUCUGCAGAUCGCAAAGGCGUCUGUGUCAGACUCAGGAACGUACAUAUGUGUGGCUCAGAACCCUGCAGGGACUGCUCUUGGCAAGACAAAACUCAGAGUACAAGUUCCUCCAGUGAUCAGCUCAGAGACUGAAUCCUACGUAGCACCUGUGGACUCCUCUGUGACUCUACAGUGUCAGGCAGAUGGCUCUCCUACGCCCUCUGUCUCCUGGCAUAAGGAUGGUCAGCCGCUGAGGGAAUCUGUACGCCUGCGGGUGCUCAGCUCAGGAUCCCUGCAGAUUGCAUUCAUCCAGCCCAGUGAUACUGGACGAUACACCUGCACUGCUGCCAAUGUAGCGGGAACUGUCAGCCUUGAGAUGAGCCUCACUGUACAAAUCCCACCCUCCAUCCGCAGUGGAAACCAGGAGGUAGCAGUGGUUGAAAAUGGUCAGGCUCAGCUGACGUGUGUGGCAGAGGGUGUCCCACAGCCCAACUUGUCCUGGGAGAAGGAUGAUACUAGUCUCACUGAAAGCACAGGCGAGUACACCAUCCUGCCCUCAGGAGAGCUAGUCAUCGACAGCGCUCAUCCUGAUGAUGCAGGUGUUUAUACCUGUGUUGCUACUAAUGAGGUUGGACAGGACAGUCAGACGGUGACCCUGUCUGUUCAUACUCACCCCGUCUUCACUGAGCUGCUCGGAGACGUGGCCCUCAAUAAAGGAGAGCGCCUCCUGCUGACCUGUGGCGUCAGUGGCAUCCCUCCACCAAAAAUCACAUGGGCCUUUAAUAACAACAUCAUCCCAGUUCACUACGACCACAUGAAUGGUCACAGUGAGCUGGUGAUAGAGAGAGUGAGCAAAGACGACUCAGGUACAUACACCUGUGUGGCUGAAAACAGCGUAGGAACAAUCAAGUCUCUUGGCUUUGUCUAUGUCAAAGAGCCUCCAAUCAUUGAUGGAGACCCUCACUCCAACCGUAUCGAGCCUCUGGGUGGUAAUGCCAUCCUGAACUGUGAGGUUCGGGGAGACCCCCUGCCCACCAUCAGAUGGAGCAAAAAUGGAAUAAACAUCCAGAUCAACAACCGCAUCCGUCAGCUGGAUAACGGCUCUCUCGCCAUCUAUGGCACUGUGAGUGAAGAUGCUGGCGGCUACAUGUGCGUGGCAACAAAUGAUGCCGGGGUGGUGGAGAGAAGCGUCACACUAACCUUGCAGCGUGCACCCACCAUCACAGUGGAGCCAGUGGAAACUGUGGUGGAUGCUGGCACAACAGUGGUGCUUGACUGUCAGGCAGAGGGUGAGCCGACACCAAUGAUGGAGUGGUCCCGGCAAGGGCGCCCCCUACUGGGAAAUGACCGCUUCUCCACCCUCUCCAACGGCUCUCUCAGGAUCAGCAGUGCCCAGAAGGAGGACACAGCUGAAUAUGAAUGUGUGGCAAGAAAUCUGCUCGGAUCAGUGCUGGUCAGGGUCACUGUCACUGUUCGAGUUCAUGGUGGAUAUUCCGAGUGGGCAGAGUGGGGUCCAUGCAGUGUGUCCUGUGGUGUCGGCUCCCAAAAGAGACUGAGACAGUGUAACAAUCCUCGACCUGCCAAUGGAGGGCGCCACUGUGCGGGAUCACACACAGAGACACGCAGUUGUCAGGGAAAGCCCUGUCCUGUGGAUGGUAACUGGUCAGAGUGGUCUGUCUGGGAGGAGUGUUCUCGUACCUGUGGUCAGGGCAACAGAACGAGAGUCCGGACCUGCAGUAACCCUCCAGCUCAGCAUGGAGGCCGGCUUUGUGAGGGGAAGGCCGUAGAGGUCAUUAUGUGCAGCGUCCGACCUUGUCCAGUGCCGGGUAACUGGGGGUCUUGGCUGCCAUGGAGCCCGUGCAGUGAGACCUGUGGUAAAGGCAUGAAGUCCAGAAUCCGCCUCUGCAACAAUCCUCCUCCAGCAUUUGACGGGCCGCAGUGUGAUGGCUCAGACACCCAAACACAGAUGUGCAAAGAGAGGCAGUGUCCUGUGGAUGGGAAGUGGUCAUCCUGGGUGAGCUGGGGAGCCUGCAGUGUUUCAUGUGGAGGCGGGACCAGACAGAGGACCCGUCUCUGUGCUAGUCCUGCUCCUCAGUAUGGAGGCCGGCAGUGUGAAGGCAAUGAUGUGCACAUCGACUUCUGUAACAGCGACCCCUGCCCUAUUAAUGGUAAUUGGGGUCCCUGGAGUAGCUGGGGUAGCUGCAGUAAGACAUGUAACGGAGGUCAGAUGAGACGCUAUAGGACCUGUGACAACCCGAGACCAGCCAAUGGUGGUAGAGCAUGCACAGGAGCAGAUUCUCAGAUACAGAGAUGUGGAACAGACAACUGUCCUGUUGAUGGUAACUGGGGUCCCUGGCAGCCAUGGGGAGAUUGCUCUGCUUCCUGUGGGGGAGGAGAGAGAUCACGUGUUCGUCUAUGUAACAGUCCAUCUCCUACCAACGGGGGUCGGCCGUGUCCUGGAGACUCUUCUCAGCUGUCCAGGUGUAACUCCCAGGCCUGCCCAGGUGGACCCCAGAGGGCUCGGGGAAGCAUCAUCGGGAAUAUCAAUGAUAUUGAGUUUGGCAUCGCCAUCCUCAAUGCCACCAUCACAGACAGCGGGUCAGGCAGCAGAACUAUCAAAGCCACUAUUACCAAUAUACCAAGAACAUUAGGUCCUGCAAUGAGAAAGCUCAUCUCUAUCCUAAACCCCAUCUACUGGACAACUGCACAGGAAAUAGGAGAGGCAGUCAAUGGCUAUACGCUAACAGGAGGCACCUUCAGGAGAGAGACGCAGGUGGAGUUUGCCACAGGUGAGAUCUUGAGGAUGACCCACAUCGCCAGAGGCUUGGACUCAGAUGGAGCGUUGCUGCUUGACAUUGUAGUGAACGGACACAUCCUGCAGCUGCCCUCACAUGCUGACAUCAACAUCAAGGACUACACAGAGGACUACAUCCAGACUGGCCCAGGUCAGCUGUAUGCUCAGUCCACUCGCAUGUUCAGUGUGGACAGAGAGAGCGUUCCCUAUUCCUGGAACCACACCAUCUCCUAUGACCUGUCCAAGGGCAAGAUGCCAUACCUGGUAGAAACGCUUCAUGCCACAGCCAUCAGUGCUCACUACCACCCCCUGGAGGAGAUGCUGAAGUAUAGCAUACAAGCUAUCAUUGCCAAAGGCGAUCGCAGCAACCAGUGUCCUCAAGGGUUCACUUUGGUGUCAGCUGGGCCGUACUGUGCAGAUGAGAACGAGUGCGAGGUUGGUAACCCAUGCUCUCAUGCCUGUCACAACACCAUGGGCACCUACUACUGCUCCUGUCCCCGGGGGCUCACCAUCUCAGCUGACGGCAGGACCUGUCAGGACAUUGAUGAGUGCUCGCUGGGUGGGAACGUUUGCCAUGAUGGACAGGACUGUGAGAACACGAUUGGCUCUUACAGAUGCGUCAUGCGCUGUGGGCGGGGCUUCAGGAGAACAGCUGAUGGGCUAAGCUGCACAGAUAUCAAUGAGUGCCAGGAGUCAAAUCCAUGCAACCAGCACUGUCUGAACACGAUAGGAAGCUACAGAUGUGCCUGCGAGCCGGGCUAUCAACUCAGGAACAGACGCUGUAUAGAUAUAAACGAGUGCAGACAGAGAGUCUGUCGAUCAGAUCAGCAGUGUAAAAACACACGGGGUGGUUACACCUGUAUUGACCUGUGCCCUCGUGGUAUGACUAAAGGUGCCAAUGGGACAUGUAUAGACAUUGAUGAAUGCAGAGACGGCACUCAUCAGUGCCGAUAUAAUCAGAUCUGUGAGAACACUAGAGGAAGCUACCACUGCACAUGUCCGAGGGGCUACAGAUCUCAGGGAGUGGGAAGGCCAUGUGUCGACAUAAAUGAGUGCGAGCGGCUCCCUCAGCCCUGCGCCCACCAGUGCAUCAACACCCCCGGCAGCUUCAAGUGUACCUGCCCACCAGGGCGCCAACUGCUGGGUGAUGGCAAAUCCUGUGCUGGUCUGGAGCGCCUGCCCAACUAUGAGAGUUACUCGUACGGCUACAGGACGUCACAGUCCUCUCCUGAGCGACUCUACCACAACCUGGCCUCUCAGAGCUACCACUCCUAUGCAGCCAACACAAGGGGCCGCUACAGGAGCCGGAGCCGCAGAGAGGCUGACGCUCAUUCAUCCUCACAGGGUUUCCUGGCUUGUCAGCAGGGGUUUGAGUCCUGGGGUGGCGCCUGCGUAGACAUCAACGAGUGUGAGGUAAGAGAUGCCUGUCAGCACGAGUGUUUGAACACACCAGGGAGCCACAGGUGUCUCUGUCCUGCUGGUUAUCGCCUCAUGACCAACGGCAAGACGUGUCAGGACAUAGACGAGUGUCUGGAACAGAACAUCCAGUGUGGAGUGAACCAGAUGUGCUUCAACAUGAGAGGAAGUUAUCAGUGUAUAGACACACCCUGUCCACCAAACUACAAGAGGGAUCCAGACACAGGGUUUUGUCUGAAGAACUGCCCACCAAAUGACCUGGAGUGUGCUCUGAGCCCUUAUGCCCUCGAGUACAAGCUGCUCUCUCUCCCCUUCGGCAUUGCCGCCAACCAGGACUUGAUCAGACUGGUGGCCUACACGCAGGACGGGGUCAUGCACCCCAGAACCACCUUCCUUGUGGUGGACGAGGAUGUCGCGCUACCAUUUGCUUUGCGAGAUGAGAACCUGAAGGGGGUGCUGUUUACCACACAGGCGCUGCGAGAGCCCCGAACGUACCGCAUGAAGGUACGAGCCCUCUCCUACAGCGAAGAUGGAGCAAUCGAGUACCAAACCACCUUCAUCGUGUACAUUGCAGUCUCUGCCUACCCUUAUUGAGAGCACUUUAAGAGACCCAGGACAGAAGGGCAGACUGAUAAAACCAUGAGUGAAUGUGGUCUUGGAAAAGCUGCCACAUCGGUAAAGAGACUGAAGAGGACACUUGGUGUUUGUGUGAUUGAGUGCAAAGCCCUGAAGACACGAGGACAAAGAUUCAAAGUGUAACUAAUCCAGGCCACUGGAGGUUAACUGGAUGUUGAAUCAAACUGGCUAUUUAUUGGCUUAAAUCCUGGAAUAUCCUCCUCAGUCUGCCAUGGUAGUGUUUAAUUAUUUUUCUUAUUUUUCCCCCUCUCCAUCAGGAUUUAUUUAUAACAUAAGCAAGAAUAUCUUUCUCGUAGCAGAAGCACCCACCUCUGGCUGAGACAGCACACUUUUAUUUACAUCUACCCAUCAUUAAAUUAUUGGGAAGUGCUUGAACCAGAAAAAGAGCAGUUUCCCUCCAUUUUUAAGCCAGAGUUGAGACUGUUUAGAUAUGGUGCUUGAAUUUACUACAGGAAACUUGACCAUCACAUCUUCUGCAUCCUCAGGUAGCAGCUUUCAUAAACAGAGGGGCAUCAAACAGAGACCCUAUCCCAUCGUUGCACAUUGACUCUGUUUAUACCUUUAAUUAAAACCCUUCCUGGGUGAUCUAAUAAUUAGUGGUACGCCUUAAUGUUUUGUGUGAGAAUGGACAGCUUAGACCACACACUGAGCUGGUCUGGGAUGCCCUCAUUGGUUCAGUAAUGUAAACACUCAGGCAUCAUGGGCAGCAUUACUGGCCUCCCCCUUAACUGGGAGAGCCAUGCUGCUUGUGCUGGGUGAAAACAAUCAUACAUCAGUCUUUUAAAAUCAGCAGAUGUAUGUUUGCAUGUGAGAUCACAUCUAAAGUACUCAAUGAAGAAGCAGUGUUAAAGCAAAGUGUUACCGGCCAUUGUUUUCUUCUUGUCAGCUGUUCACCCAGGAUGGAUGUUAAUAAAAAAAAUGUAAACAGUCUCACUGGUAAGAUCAUCACUGUGCCAUACAGCUCCAUCCAAUAAUUCAUGCCAAGAUGUAUUUUAUUUUUAUGAUUUGUACAUAGGUUUUUUUUCUCAUAAUGUAUUGCAAUACUGUUACUAUUGUUACCAUUUUGUAAUAAAAUGUUAUAAAUGAACACAGAUUGAAGUAAAUCUUAAUAUUGUACAGUAUAUCUGCAGCAGUACUCCUGCACAAACCAGGUAACCUGACACGCCAAAUAAACUUUCAUAUAUCCACUGCAUGGGAUAUAUUUCACAUCCACAUCCAUCCAGAGUGAUAAAACAUAUAUAAAAAUCAUUUAUUUUUGGGCUUUUUCUAGAAAGGAAAGUAGAUAAAUAUUCAAACUAAAAUGUAAAAUAGUGAAAAAUGACGGGA
Messenger RNA from Cheilinus undulatus (humphead wrasse), 18537 nucleotides. RefSeq names its product hemicentin 1 (gene hmcn1). Lineage: Eukaryota; Metazoa; Chordata; Actinopteri; Labriformes; Labridae. Bases 307 to 17169 code for a protein of 5620 amino acids. Gene Ontology annotation, molecular function: calcium ion binding. The transcript has 107 exons. The record is from RefSeq and is a predicted model, not a curated record.